This is a messenger RNA of Aplysia californica (California sea hare), 2708 nucleotides long. RefSeq names its product glutathione S-transferase omega-1. Bases 73 to 804 code for a protein of 243 amino acids. NCBI's taxonomy places the organism in Eukaryota, Metazoa, Mollusca, Gastropoda, Aplysiida, Aplysiidae. The record is from RefSeq and is a predicted model, not a curated record. The transcript has 5 exons. Gene Ontology annotation, cellular component: cytoplasm. Gene Ontology annotation, molecular function: glutathione dehydrogenase (ascorbate) activity; glutathione transferase activity. Gene Ontology annotation, biological process: glutathione metabolic process.
AUCACUUGCCUCUCGACUCUACGCUCGUGCAGUUGUUUGGGCCGUAACAGUUUACAAUACUAAAACACGAAGAUGAGUUUGACACAGAAAUCUUUUGCAGCAGGGUCAACCAUGCCUCCUGUGACCCCUGGCAGACUGCGACUCUACAACAUGCGAUUUUGCCCUUUUGCACAGAGGACUCGGCUUGUGUUGGAACACAAAAAUAUCCCGUAUGAAACUGUCAACAUUAACCUCAAGAGUAAGCCAGACUGGUUUUUGGAGCGCAACCCUCUGGGUUUGGUCCCUGUUCUUGAACUAGAUGACAAGAUUAUAUACGAGUCCACGGCCACUUGUGACUGGCUGGACGAUGUAUACCCAGAGAACAAGCUUCAGCCCACAGACGCUUACACGAAAGCUUGGGAUAGGAUCCUCCUUGAAUACUUUUCCAAGAUAACAUCUAAUGUGUAUGCACUGCGUACUGCGACAGACAAGACCAAACACCUUGAACUGAUACACAAGGCCUAUGCAUACUAUGAAAAUAUUCUUGCUCAAAGAGGAGGUCCUUUCUUUGGAGGGGCCAAGCCAGCCAUGAUAGAUCUCUUGAUGUGGCCACACAUGGAGAGAGUUGUAGCUUUGAUGAGCAAAACAGAACCUGAUGCUAUUGUUGACAGAGUCAAGUAUCCCAAUUUUGGGGCGAAAUGGUACGACAGCAUGUACUCGUUGCCAGCUGUGAAAGCCACAAUGUUCGACGAAGCAUCUCAUUUACGUUUCUUCAAGAGUUACAUGGAAGGAAACCCAGAUUAUGAUUUUGGGUUGGAAGAGUAACUGAACAAAGGUGUUGAAUCAUUUCAAAUACUUUAAAAAAUGUUUUCAUGGAGCUCUCCACUUACAGUCUCUGUGUUUUGUUACAUUUAUUUCUGAGUUGUCAAAAUCUAUCAAUGAAAUUUGUUGUUUUUGAUUUUGUUGUCUUUAGUGUGAGCUCGUCAGUCCCUAAAAGACAUUGCAGUGACGUUUUUUGCCAGUGAUCCAGAAGCUUUAAUUAAUGUUUUGAAAAUGUACAAAUGCAAUCAAAAGUUGUUCUUUUACUCUGAUGAAAGUUUGGCAUUGCAGCUUCUGUUUUGUGAUAAAGAGAAAUACUGUGAAAGUGUAAAGUGUUCUCCUGUCAUUGUAUUGUAAGCAUUAUGUGCUUCUUUUUUUUUUGUUUAUCAUGAUUGAUUAAGUGUUUGUUCAAAAUGUUGAAUUUGCUCUAACUCCAACAGCCACAUGUCCAAGACCUGUGCAGAUGACCACAUCCCACUUUUCCCUGUGUUUUUUCUAUGUUAUAAUGACACUGACACUGUCUAAGAUGUUCUACUGUCAAAGACAAAACACUUUUUUCCUGGACAAUGGAUGGGUGGUUUGGGCAAUUUCAACUGUACUUUUUUAGUGCAGUGGUACUACAGCAGACCCCACUUACAAUAAGUUCUAACAGUAUCGGUUACAACAAGAUUCAGCUAUAGCAGGCUUAAAAUAAAUCACCAAGCCUGAUCUCUUAUAUAUAGUAAAAAAGUUAGUUUAUAGCAGGCAUUCGGAAUAGGCAUACUCGGCUAUAACAUUGGUCCAACUUCUGACAAAAUCUGACAACAAAUGGACCAAAAAGCAAAUGAAGCAAAACGACAUUCAUGGCAAAUUUGUACCUGCAUGACACACAAGAGUCCUAAGUUGAUAAUGAUGUGUCAGUCCAUGUAUGCAGAGGAGGAGGAGGAGGACGGGGAAAGCUGGAUGUACUUUGGUGUUAAUUCAGAUUUUCCAGACUCUCAAGUGCCUUAGCAUGACCUCAGUCUGGCGUCACAUUGUCUCCCUGUGAGAUGGUGAGACUUGUAAAAUGAACAUGACUGAAUGAAAAGUAGGCAUUGAACGCUUGAUCUACUACAGAUCUCUGUGUGUUUCUUUUCCCAGCUGUGGUAACUAUUUGAUUACACAUAAUUUUAAAGCGCUUAGAGCAUGCUGUUGAGCAUGGUGUGCGCUAUAUAAAUGCAAUUAUUAUUUUAAUUAGGUUAUGUCCAGUGCAUCUCAAAUGAUAUCUAGUCAACCUCCAUGAGACUGAAGUACUAGAAUAAGAAAGAUCAAGAUGAAGAGCAAAUUAUAUCAGAAGGGAAAAAAAGAAGAAAUAGGCCUAACUGAUAUACUGGUACAGGUAGGGGGUAAUCUAAAUUAUAAAUUUGUAAAUUAUUAGUUACAUGGUUUGUAAAUGUGAUCCCCAGCUAUGACAGCGACAUCACACUAGUCCUGGUGUCCCUAUUAUAGCUGGGGCCCCUCUGUAUUUUUCUAUGACAAUAUAUAAAAAUCGGAAUAUUGGAUGGGACCAGAUCUAUUAUGACAACCUGACAAUUCAUUUUGUUUUGUUUAACUUUAACUAUCAACCUGGACUGCUUCUCUGUGAGACCAGUCUUGUUUUGAGAUAGGCAGUUUAAAUGGUUUCAUUUUCUCUGCAUUUCCUGGCUUUACUCUGAAUGUUUGAUUUUGUUAACGUAAUUUUUGGAACAUGGAUAUUAUUUGCUAAAACUAUUCUUUGAAAAGCCUUAUAUUGUUUUCUUUUAUAAAGAUGUUUCUAUAUAUAUAAUUUAAAUAAACUCACGUACCCUUUAAGAUAGUUUUAAAUGCAUUUCUCUUUUUUGUGUGGCUGAAUGAAGAAUGGCAGUCAACGGUGUCUAAAUAAACUUUUAUGUCGGAUGCGCAUGCAUACUGAA